Molecule: messenger RNA, 1897 nt
Organism: Erigeron canadensis
Lineage: Eukaryota; Viridiplantae; Streptophyta; Magnoliopsida; Asterales; Asteraceae
Product: squalene monooxygenase SE2-like
Exons: 8
Coding region: 84-1664 (526 amino acids)
Biological process (GO): sterol biosynthetic process
Cellular component (GO): membrane; endoplasmic reticulum
Molecular function (GO): squalene monooxygenase activity; flavin adenine dinucleotide binding
Source: RefSeq, a predicted model, not a curated record
UCCAGCAAAGCCAAAAACAAAAAAGAAGAAGCCAUUUGUCACUGACGGGAGCCGGCGGCGACGACGACACUGGUCGGAGAAAAAUGGCCGAUCUUUUACUCAUCGCAUCAGCGGCCUUCGCAUCUGUCAUCGGAUUUAUAUUAUCUUACGCAUUCUUUGUGCUGAGAAACGUUCAAAAAGUUGGCUCUGGGAUUAACCCUUCAUCAAUAACCACUAAAACUAUCUGCAUUAAUGGAGAAUGCAGAUCUGUAAAUGAACAAAAAGAUGAUGCUGACGUCAUUAUCGUUGGUGCUGGUGUUGCUGGUGCUGCUCUUGCUCAUACUCUUGGCAAGGAUGGACGUAGGGUCAGGGUGAUUGAGAGAGACUUGACUGAGCCUGAUCGAAUUGUGGGUGAACUCUUACAACCAGGUGGUUACCUUAAGCUGAUGGAGUUGGGAUUAGAAGAUUGUGUUCAAGACAUUGAUGCUCAAAGGGUUUUUGGAUAUGCACUUUUCAAGGAUGGAAAGAAUACCCGCCUCUCUUAUCCGUUGGAGAAUUUUCAUGCAGAUGUGGCUGGAAGAAGCUUUCAUAAUGGUCGAUUUAUACAGAGAAUGAGAGAGAAAGCAUCAUUAAUUCCCAAUGUUCAAUUGGAGCAAGGAACAGUCUCGUCUCUUCUUGAAGAAAAUGGGACUAUUAAAGGUGUAUUGUACAAGAAUAAAAGUGGUGAAGUAAUGAAAGCAUAUGCUCCUUUAACAAUUGUAUGCGAUGGCUGUUUUUCAAAUUUACGCGGUUCCCUUUGCAACCCUCAGGUGGACGUACCUUCGUGUUUUGUUGGUUUGAUCUUGGAGAACUGCCAAUUACCAUAUGAGAACCAUGGGCAUGUUGUUUUAGCAGACCCAUCGCCCAUCUUGUUCUACCGAAUCAGUAGUACUGAAGUUCGAUGUUUGGUUGAUGUACCUGGUCAAAAGGUACCCUCCGUUUCAAAUGGGGAUCUGUCAAAGUAUUUGAAGACGGUUGUUGCUCCACAGAUACCUCCAGAACUGCAAGAUGCAUUUGUAACAACAGUUAAUAAAGGAAAUAUCAGGACAAUGCCAAACCGAAGCAUGCCUGCUGCUCCUCACCCAACUCCUGGUGCUUUGUUGAUGGGCGAUGCGUUCAACAUGCGCCAUCCUCUGACUGGUGGAGGAAUGACUGUAGCCUUAUCUGAUAUAGUCGUCCUACGCAAUCUUCUAAUGCCUCUACAUGAUCUCCAUGACUCAUAUACUCUUUGCACGUAUCUCGAGUCUUUUUAUACUCUGCGUAAGCCAGUGGCAUCCACAAUUAAUACAUUAGCAGGAGCGUUGUACAAGGUUUUCUGUGCUUCACCUGACGAAGCAAGGCAAGAAAUGCGAGAAGCAUGCUUCGACUAUCUAAGCCUCGGGGGCGUCUUUUCAAAUGGACCCGUAUCUUUGCUUUCGGGUUUGAACCCUCGGCCUUUGAGUUUGGUUGUACAUUUCUUUGCAGUGGCAAUAUAUGGUGUAGGUCGCUUGUUACUUCCUUUCCCUUCCCCUAAACGAAUGUGGAUCGGUGCCAGACUAAUAUCCGGUGCUUCUGGGAUCAUAUUUCCGAUAAUCAAGGCCGAAGGAGUUAGGCAGAUGUUUUUCCCCGCAACAGUGCCUGCUUACUACAGAGCUCCUCCUGCUUAAUGAGUGCCUAUACGAAAGAAGCAAAUGCAAAUGCAAAAAAAAAAAAAAAAAAUUAAAUAAGAGAAUUUUGGACUAGGAGUGGUGGUAGCAGAAUGGAGCUUUCAAUUGUAUGAUAGUGUGUAGUAGUUGUUGUAGUUCAUAUUCUUUGUUUCAUUUGCUGGUUUUCCUUUGGUUCAUUGAACUGUAAUGCUUUUAAUUUUAUCUUUCCUUAUAAAAUGUGUAUUUCUAGUUGA